AUGUCGCAACAACAAACCGUCUUUCGAUUCCCGACGAGGAAUGCCUUUGAAGACUUGGCUACCUUCCAGGAAGAUAUUCCUAUCCCAGCUAGCCACGAAGUCCUCAUCAAAGUACGAGCUGUUUCACUCAACUCCAGAGAUACCCAGGUUGCCACCUCUAAGUAUCCUUUCUUCAUCAAAGACCAUGUGAUUCCAGGAUCGGACGCGGCUGGUGACAUUGUGGAAGUUGGUAACGCCGUCCGUGGUUUCGCCAAAGGAGACCGAGUAGUAGUGUCUUUCGAUAAUACGCGGCUAUAUGGACCAGCAAAUGAUGUGAUUUCCGGACAGGGGGGUGGUGUUGACGGCGUGAUGGCCCAGUAUAUCGCCCGCUCAGCGUCGGCCGUUGUCAAGAUUCCUGUCGGCUCCCCUCAAUCCUACAGCGAAUUGGCGUCGCUUGUCUGCACCGGAGUCACUGCUUGGAACUCUCUGUACGGGAAUAAUCCCUUGAUUGCAGGCCAAUCGGUUCUCGUUCAAGGAACCGGAGGCACAUCCAUGACAGCUCUUGUUCUAGCCAAAGCAGCUGGUGCGACCACAAUUGUGACCUCCUCAAGCGACGAAAAACUCAAGGUUGUCAAAGAAUUGUUCAGCCCCGACUAUUGCAUCAAUUACACCAAGACUCCGGACUGGGCUUCAGAGGCCGUCAAGCUAACCGGAGGCAAAGGCGUGGACCAUAUUUUGGAGAUCGGCGGUAUUGGAACCAUCGAGCAGAGUCUCGCUGCAAUUGCUCAGGGAGGCGUGAUCAGCAUCAUUGGAUAUCUCGCCAAGUUUGACCCUGCGCGUACGCCCAACGUCUUGCUGCUCGCUCUUGGCAAGGAGGCUGUUAUGCGUGGUAUUCAGAUUGGACCAAAGUGCAUGCUGGAUGAUUUGGUCACUUUGGUGUCAAGGCGGAAAUUGAGAUUUCAGAUUGAGAGGGAGUAUGCAUUCACUCGGGAUGACAUCGUUGCCGCUUACAACGCUCUUGCUUCUGGCAAGCAUAUUGGAAAGAUCUGUAUCGUGGUUGAGUGA
Messenger RNA from Penicillium manginii, 1044 nucleotides. RefSeq names its product zinc-dependent alcohol dehydrogenase family protein. The transcript has 2 exons. The record is from RefSeq and is a predicted model, not a curated record. Bases 1 to 1044 code for a protein of 347 amino acids. Lineage: Eukaryota; Fungi; Ascomycota; Eurotiomycetes; Eurotiales; Aspergillaceae. Gene Ontology annotation, molecular function: oxidoreductase activity.